Molecule: messenger RNA, 989 nt
Organism: Stegodyphus dumicola
Lineage: Eukaryota; Metazoa; Arthropoda; Arachnida; Araneae; Eresidae
Gene: mRpL14
Product: mitochondrial ribosomal protein L14
Biological process (GO): translation
Cellular component (GO): ribosome; mitochondrion
Molecular function (GO): structural constituent of ribosome
Source: RefSeq, a predicted model, not a curated record
UACAAGGUGAACCAAAAGCAUUAUAAUUGUGUUUGCAUAAUCUAUUGCAUUCUUUGGAGCUAUAAUGAGUUUUACUGCUUUAUCAAAGUUGCUUGGUUUUGCAAAAAAUUCUUUGCCUUUAAAUGUUAGUAGAUCUUUCAGUAUGACGCCUGUUUUAGGUCACAUACGUAAAUUAACGAGGUUACGUGUUGUAGAUAACAGCAACAUUGGAAAGCAAGCCAUGCUAGAAGGUAAACCUCCUCGUUGUAUUCAUAUAUAUAAAAAGGCUAAAAGAUAUGCUAUUGGAACUGUCGGCGAUAAAGUAUUGGUCGCUAUUAAGGGACUUAAGAAAAAGGCUUUUAUUGUUGGUGUAAAGAAAGAGCAAAAGCACAUGAUACCUAAAUUUGACUCAAACAAUAUAGUUCUGAUUGAUGAUCAUGGAAAUCCCUUAGGCACCAGAGUUUUAGUGCCAAUUCCAUCAUUUCUUAGAGGACGAGGAGAAUUCUCAAAGAUCAUCGCUAUAAGUUCUAGAUUUGUCUAAAACUUACUCUAAGAUAUUAUUCAUGUGAAAUUAUAUAAUCUUCAUGAAUUUUUUGAAGAAAAUGCAGUUGCUCUAACAUUAGGUCCAGUUAGUAGUUUUGUACGUUGUUUUGUUUUGAAAACUUUUACUGAAAGAAAAACUUGUCUGCUGAAAUAAAGAUUUUAAAUUUAUUUCGUAAGAAUUGUUUUUACUUUAAAAAUAAAUCGUAUUUGUAUACAACUGGAUUAUGUAAUGGGAAUAUUCAGAGUUACAUGUAAAUAAAAGAGAACUGUGUUUAAAAUGUACAUAGAACGGAAAUUUUAUAAACACUGUAAUCCAACUCGGUCUUUCCUUCACGAGGUUUAUGUAUAAUUUUUUUUAUAAUACGCAGUCAGAAUUUCAUUUUUCAGGUUGUUUCAUGUUAUAGGGAGUAUACAGUACUAAUAAUACACUGUGUAUGAAAUAAAAAUUGUAUAUUCAAUACUAUAAA